Messenger RNA from Diospyros lotus (date-plum), 2166 nucleotides. Its product is annotated as probable pectinesterase/pectinesterase inhibitor 51. NCBI's taxonomy places the organism in Eukaryota, Viridiplantae, Streptophyta, Magnoliopsida, Ericales, Ebenaceae. Gene Ontology annotation, molecular function: pectinesterase activity; pectinesterase inhibitor activity. Gene Ontology annotation, biological process: cell wall modification. The record is from RefSeq and is a predicted model, not a curated record. Bases 212 to 1945 code for a protein of 577 amino acids. The transcript is spliced from 2 exons.
CAUCUGAGACUCUCAGAGAGAGAGAGAGAGAGAGAGAGUGGCCACUCUGAUCCUCACACCUUCCAAUAACGACAACCGACGACGAAUCCAUACAGCAUCACCAUUUUUAUCAUUAUCGGCCCCAUCGAACCCGUGACUCCAUUUCCAUUUCCAACCUGCUUCGCCGAAUCAGAAGCAUUUCCUGAUACACAUAAAUACACCCCAACCCAAAAUGUAUCGCAGAAAGCUCACAAAGACACCUCUCGCUUUGAAGCUCCUCCUCAUUUCCAUGGCCUCCCUCUUCUUCCUCGCCCUCGUCUCUCUCCUCGUCCUCUUCUCUCGCUCCUCGGCAAUCCAUCACCACCGUUCACCCACGCCCCGAUCCCCCAUAUCAGGAUCCAAACAGCCCCCCCUUCCGCCGCCACCGCCGGAGAUCCAGCAAGCGUGCAAGGCCACCAGGCACCCUGACACAUGCGAGGCCUCGCUGGUUCAGUCCAAACGGGUCCCUCCCAACCCCGACCCGACCCAGAUCAUCCAGGCCGCAAUGUCAGUCUCCUCCCAGAACCUUAAGACCGCCCAGUCCAUGGUCCAGGACAUCCUGGAUUCGUCCGCAGGCAAUCUCAACCGCUCCAUCGCAGCAAAGAAUUGCUUGGAGGUGCUCGGUAAUUCCGAGUUCCGCAUCCAAUCGACGGCUGACGCGCUGCCACGCGGUAGGAUCAAGGAUGCCCGGGCGUGGAUGAGCGCGGCUCUGCUGUACCAGUAUGAUUGCUGGUCCGCGUUGAAGUACGCCAACGAUACCCAACUGGUCAACCAGACCAUGGCCUUCUCGGAUUCCUUGAUUGGGCUAACCAGCAAUGCACUUAGCAUGAUCAUGUCGUACGAUAUAUUUGGGAACGAAAUUGGGUCGUGGAGGCCGCCCAUGACGGAGCGGGACGGGUUCUGGGAAGGACCGAGUGGGGCCGGCGGAGGGUUGGGGUUCAGGGGCGGGUUGCCUGCGGGUCUAACGGCGGACGUUACGGUGUGUAAGCCAAGCGGCAGCGGGGGGGGAGGGAAGUGCAGUUACCGGACGGUGCAGGAGGCGGUGGACGCGGCGCCGGCUAACCUGGCGGGACGGCGGUUUGUGAUAGGGAUCAAGGAGGGGGUGUUCGAGGAGACCGUAAGGGUUCCGUUAGAGAAGAAGAAUUUGGUGUUUUGGGGGGAUGGCAUGGGCAAAACCGUCAUUACAGGCUCCUUGAACGUGGGCCAGCCCGGGAUUUCCACGUACAAUACAGCUACAGUUGGUGUUCUUGGCGAUGGAUUUAUGGCGAGCGGUCUGACCAUCCAGAACACAGCAGGGCCAGACGCUCAUCAAGCAGUAGCCUUCCGAUCAGACAGCGAUCUGUCCGUUAUCGAAAACUGCGAAUUCCUCGGCAACCAAGACACUCUUUACGCCCAUUCCCUGCGCCAGUUCUAUAAAUCGUGCCGCAUCGAGGGCAAUGUAGACUUCAUCUUCGGCAAUUCCGCUUCAAUCUUCCAAGAAUGCACCAUCCUGGUUCGUCCCCGGCAGCUCAAGCCCGAAAAGGGCGAAAACAACGCCGUCACUGCCCACGGCCGGACCGACCCCGCCCAAUCGACGGGGUUCGUCUUCCAAAACUGUUUGGUAAAUGGGACAGAUGAUUACAUGGCGUUGUAUAACAAGAACCCAAAGGUGCACAAGAAUUUUCUGGGGAGGCCAUGGAAGGAGUAUUCGAGAACGGUUUUCGUAGAGUGUAACCUGGAAGCCCUGAUUACGCCGCAAGGGUGGAUGCCGUGGAGCGGCGAUUUCGCAUUGAAGACGCUGUACUACGGAGAAUACAGGAAUUCAGGGCCGGGAGCAGCUUCGUCCGGGAGAGUUUCUUGGAGCAGCCAGAUUCCAGCCGAUCAUGUUUCCAUGUAUUCGGUGCAGAAUUUUAUUCAAGGGGAUGAAUGGAUUCCGACGUCUUCUUGAUUGAUUACCAGGCAGUUGUGAUUAAGGUGAGUACUGAGAUAUUGUGCUCGCUCUUCUAGCAGUAGGCAUAUUAUAUGGGAGACGGAAGUUCGACAUCAACAACUUUCCCAUGUAACUAGAGAUUUCUAAUACCUGUGUAACACUCUCAAAAAAGAUGAUGUUUAGUUUUUUAUAUGUAAAAUAUUAAAAUUUAAUAUUUUAAAUAUUAAAAUUAUUGCUUU